Messenger RNA from Paralichthys olivaceus (Japanese flounder), 3638 nucleotides. It is a transcript of the gene il11ra, whose product is annotated as interleukin 11 receptor subunit alpha. Gene Ontology annotation, molecular function: protein binding. The record is from RefSeq and is a predicted model, not a curated record. Lineage: Eukaryota; Metazoa; Chordata; Actinopteri; Pleuronectiformes; Paralichthyidae.
UCCGCUCCUGUCCCGCGGCUUCUCUCCAGUCUCUCCGGGGAACAGCCAUGGAAGGCGACAACAUAAUAAUGCCCGUCUGACUCGGCGGAGGAGGCUUUUCAAGAUGCCAGGCCUUUUGUCCAGUCCUGUGUGUUUGACAGUCAUCUGGUUUUUAUCCUGGUCGUUGCAUCCUAGUUGUGCUCAGAUUUGGAAUGAUGAAGUGUCAGGCGUGCAGUACGGGCACUUGGAGUCCAAUGUGACACUGGCAUGCCGGACGUCACAAAUCAGGACGCCUGUGGUGUGGCAUCUCAACCACAGCUCAGCAUUGCCAUGGCACAAAGUGACAUCGGAUGGCACCUUGGUCCUGCUGCACGUCGACCACUCGGCACAGGGCAUCUACAGCUGCUACGAUAACCACGGGCUGCUCCUUCACUCUGUCAAACUCAGGCUUGGCCAUUCCCCCGGGCUGCUGAGUGUUUCCUGUCAAGUGCCCAAUCACACACACGUCCGCUGCUCCUGGGUGGACUCGGUUAAGACCUUCCUGCCAGCCCAGUACAAUGCCUCCUUCAGGGGCACUGGUCAUGAGUGGAGGUCAUGUGUCGUGGAUGUCGCCCGCAAGCAUUGUAAUGUAGAUGACCCCGCCUUCUGGCAGACCAUUCACACUCUUAGAAUCACAGAGACCAACGCCCUGGGGUCUAAGACGACAUAUGCCCGCUUUAAGUUACACGAGCUAUUGAAACCAGACCCUCCAGAGACUGCGUCAGUGAAGGAACUAGAAGGUUUUCCAAAGAGGCUGAUCGUCUCCUGGAAUUUUCCCUCCUCCUGGCCGGAGGAGGAUGCAUUUCCCCUCAUGUUUCACAUCAGAUACAGACCACUGGGCUCCUUGUACUGGUCGGAGAUCUACUCUGAGGUGAGUCCAGUUGUGAUAUUAGACGCCCUGGCUGGCCACCUCCACCAGGUGCAGAUUCGAGCCCGCGAUGAGGUGAACUCAGAGAGCCAGUGGAGUGAAUGGUGUCCCCUGCUUCUCAUCCGGCCCUGGGAAGCCUACACCACGCCUGACCCCACAGAAGAGCUCCCACCAGAUGACAUAUUACAAGACUAUAACUUUCCCUUCGACAGAAAGCUUGAGACCUCGACUACAAAAAAUCCCAAUCCUGUAAUUGAUGGUGAAGGUAAUUUGGUGAUUUUGCUGGUUUUGUUCUCCGUGGUCAUCCUCAUCACCGUCCCCUCCCUCUUCUAUGUCAUGUGGGUGAGGCAGAGGCGGCGUGAUCACGUGACCAAACAGGAACUCAACUCGAUGGUCAAGAUGAAGUCCAUGCCAAUCUAAUGUUGAUGUCAAGUAUCCUCUCAUCAUCAGCCCGUUCUAGGGCUCCUCCCAACAUGAACCACAAUUCAUCAGAGUCCAUCCAUGAUCCAGGACAACAGGGACAAACCCAUACCGGGAACUGCAGAGCAGGUUAAAAACUUGCCCCAGUGUAUAAACGCUGACUGAAGGGUGGUUUGUUGCAUAAAUCACACGUGCAGGAUUUUCCUGGACACAUUCAAUGCUUACACCUGACUGCACUACCCAGAAUGCAUCAGCAGACUCCCUUCUACUGUCCACGGGGACACAGAAAACAGACCUUGCUCUGUUUCUUCACUUCAGCAGCUUCACCGCCUCCACAGACUGUCGGAGCGACGCUGCACCAGGACAUUUGAGUUCACUCACAACCGAUGCUGCUUCAGGUGGACUGACUCCUCGACCCGUGCGGAGAGGGGGAGACUAUUUUUAACCUUUGGAACUUUAGGUAACAAAUCAUGACAGGAAGUGCAGCUGCCAAACAGGAGAACAGAAGAUGUUUUUUCUUUGUGGGACAACUUGUUCUUUUUUCCCACCCAGAACUCCUCACUUUCUUUCUGUUUUCGUGACAUUCACAUUAAUGUGUGUCCGUUACUACACCGACCGACUCAACGCUGUGAAGGAAGCUUAACUUCUGCCAGUCUCUGUGUGCAUCUAAUGCCAAAAGCAGCAACUAAGGGCAUUAUAGUUUCAGCUGAAGGAGCAGGAGACGACCUGUUCCCUGCUCCUUACCUGAGGGGGGGGGGUUAAAGUCCAGGGUGGGUGGCCCGGGUUAUUUAGACUAUAUUUCAUUUAUGACAAAUGAUUUUAUAUGUUGCAUGAUGUGCUUGUUUUAAUUGUCUGAUGUCUUUAGUACGUGUCACUUUGUUUUGUUUUACCUCUUUUCCCAUCCAUCCACUGUUCCUGAGUGUGUGUGAAGAAAAGACGCACAUGAACAGAAAGAGAUUAGAGAAGAGAUACAGGCCUGUCACAGACCACCAGCAUUACUUCAAUAGUUAGAACAUUAGAAUAUAGAUAUUCAGCUAAUACUUCUCUCUAGACUGCAAAGAAACAAUUCCCUCUUUCUUUGGAAAUGGUUUAAUGUCGUUUUUUCUUUAAGAGAUUAAACGGCCUCUGCCAAUUUAAAUUUAGUCAAAUUUAAACCAAUUUCUUUAACGAUAUAAAUAAUCAGCACUUAAACAAAAGAGUAAAAAGUCAAAGCAAAUUAUAAUUCUGCAAGAGGACAACUUCAAAUUACUUGUUUUGUUAAAUUCAUAGAUAUUAAGUUUUUAAAGAAAAACUAAAUCUUUGGUUAAUGAGCCAUUUUAUUACUCAGAGAAAAAGUAUGGCAACAAUAUCAUUUACUGCUCAGAGCUUUUUCAGAAGAGUCCAUAAAGUUUGUUCUCUAUGUUGAGAUUUCAAAGCAGUUGCUUGAUGAUAAAAAUUUAAAAAAGAUUUAAAAUUAAUCAAUAAAUGUUAUUAGUGCGAUGCACCUGAUGUGAGCUAACAUCACUGAGCUGCUGCAACAUGGAGACAGACCAUGAAAUGGUUUGUGGACAGUUACUAUGGAAACAAUUAGUAGUUAAUUACACAGCAGGGGGCUCACAGGCAGAUUAUAGGGCUGGAUGUUGAUGGGGACGUUUGCUGAGGUGAUUCCUCGCAUGUUUUAGGGUUAUGGGUGAAGUUUAGGAUGAAAUGAAAAAGUGGGGCAUUGACACAGAAUCGAUGAGAAUGAACAGAUGCAGUUAGAGAAGAGCUGGUUUUUACCUGCGGCAGAGUGACGUGGCAAAGAACAGCUCCAUCUCCACGACUCAACACAACACUGAACUGUCAAGCUUCCACUUUGCUCAGUCGUCACACGGCAGAAGCGUUAAUGCAGCUGAAUCUGAGCACGUUCGUUGGUGGGUGCGUGCACGAGACGAGACGAUGAUUGACAAGAGCGACCCUCGCUCACUGGACUCGUGUCUCUCGACCCUCCAGCUCAGGAAACGGUGAAGCCUCGUCCAUCUUUACUUACAGUCAGUUCAGUGUGUUUGUUCUGUCUGCACCCACAAACCUUGCGUCCUGGCUGACUGAGCCACAGACGGAAGUGAGAGUCUGUGCUGAUAAAACAUUUCUUUCCUCCUUUUGUUUCUGUCGGUUCCGGCUGUUCUACAUUCUGUUGAUCCAGAGCUGUGUAGUUAUCAACUCAGUUGAUCGAUUGACUGUAGCUUCAGAAACACAAGGUGCUGUAUGUUCUCUCAAGCUAGCUUGACAUAUUAUGCAUGAAUCCAGUUGAAGCUUUUGUUGUAUAUUAUUGUAUAUCACACUCUAAAAAAGUACAUAUGUAUGUUAUAAGUGA